AUGUCUCUCUGUCUGGCUCCUUCGUCAGCAUUUCUUCUGCCUCGAUUGAUCGACGACGUCUUCUCCGAGUUCGAUGGUAUCGACCGAGCACUUCGUGCUCACACCAGAAGUGAUGGAGCACAAAUGGGCCAGCUGGAUAAGGUUGUGGAUGAUGACACGAAAUUGGCCAUUUCGCUAGACGUCAAUAGAUUCAAACCGGAAGAUCUCAAUGUAAACCUCGAAGGUCGAGUUCUCACAGUUGAGGGUAAGCAGGAGGUAAACGAAGAGCACGGCUACUCUUUGAGAUCAUUCGUGCGCCAGUGGACGCUCCCUAAAGAUGUCGAUGUGGAAAAACUUCAAUCCAGCAUUACCGAAGAUGGGAAGUUGUCGAUCGAAGCUCCAAAGUUAGCUCCACAACCUGCCAUCGGCCGUGGCAAGAGCAUUCCAAUUCAGAAGGCACCCAGUAAAGAAAAGUAA
This is a messenger RNA of Haemonchus placei, 456 nucleotides long. NCBI's taxonomy places the organism in Eukaryota, Metazoa, Nematoda, Chromadorea, Rhabditida, Trichostrongylidae. The record is from the annotation of a GenBank genome assembly.